AUGCCCUCCGGGUUCGUGGACCUGGCUGACGCGCCGAGGUAUCUGGCCCUCCGUGCCGUACGUCGACGCUGUCGCGAACACCGACUUCGGGAAGCCGUUCGCUCGAUCAACGACCUCUCCCGUGCCUCGGUCCACGGGUUCGGCAGCGUGCCAGCCCGUGGCUCCACCAAGCCCGGCGAGCCCUCCGCCACGCAGGCCAGUUGCCUCGCCCACUUGCGUCGCAACAUCGGCCGGCACGGCCCACGGCCGCCUGGGCUCACACCUCGCGGGGCCCUUCAGGAGCUCCUCAAGUCCGACUCGCUGUACGCCGGGGCGCCCUCCAAGGUCGCACCCUACAGUGAGGACAAGCUCAAGUUCUGGAAGUCGAAGAUCGUCCCGAAGCGUGUCGAGGACAUCUGCCCCGACUUCGUCGUCCGCGCCUUCGCCGACCCCGAUCGGUACGUGCGGAAGCCGGACAGGGUCUUCUUGGCUGAUGCGGAGGUGCUCGACCCCAUCGUGCCCUACUGGGACCCUCACCUCGCUGGCUCGCCCGACGCGCGGGUCAGGUUCGUCCGCCGCCUGGCGGAGCGAGGCCUUGUCGGCUACCGUCGGCGUAUUCGUGCUCGCGUGGGCUGCUUCUUCGUCGAGAAAAAGGGUGGGUUCAUCAGGCUCGUGGUCGACGCCCGCGAGACGAACCGGACCCACUGGAGUCCUCCGCACGCUGCCCUCGGGACUCCGGCCGCGCUCGCCGAGCAGGACUGGUCGGACGCCGCCCUGGGAGCCUCCGACGCGACCUCGGCGCCCGCCAUCUACGGUGCCUCGCUCGACCUGGCCGACAGCUUCUACCAGUUCUGCUCGGACGCCCUCGCGGAGGACUUCGGGAUGGACUACCCCGAGCCCGCGUCGGUGUACGGGGCGACGCACGUCUGGGAGGGCGGCCGCUUCAUCCCCGUCGGCGCCGACGAGGUGGUGUUCCCCGCCUUUCGUGGCGUCGCCAUGGGCUGGAGCUGGGCUCUUUGGGUCGUGCACUCCUCGGUCACUUCGUGGGUGGGUCACGCGCUCUCAGGCGGGCCUGCGAGCCUCGUCCUGGACCGUCAGCCGCCGCGCCCGGCGGCCCCGGGCAGGCCCGCCGGCUCCGUCUACGUCGACAACGUGGGGAUCCUGGGUCUCUCCGCCGCCGAUGCCGCGGCGGGCCUGGCCAGCGUCAUGGAGGAGCUCGACCGCCGGGGCAUCGUGUACCACGAGGUCUGCGAGCCGUCCCUCGAGUUCGGUAUGGUGGGCGUGGUGUAUGAUGGCCUCCGUCGGACUCUUCGCCACUCCGACGAGCGGGCCUGGCGGCUCUACCUCGCCUGCCUGGAGCUGGAGCGCCCGGGCGUGCCCCGUGCUGCGUGGCAGGUGCGGGUCGUCCUCGGGCACUUCAUCCAGCACUGUCUCCUCCUGCGGCCAGCCAUGUCCAUCUUCCGCCACCUCUACAGGUACGUGGACGAGUGCCGGCUCGGGCCGCCUUCGCCUCUGCCGGGUCCCGCUCGGCAGGAGGUCCGUGUCUUCCGAGGGCUCAUCUUCCAGGCGGUCGUCGACCUCGCCGCGCCCGUGUCGGACAUCGUGCUCUGCUCCGACUCCUCCGAGGCGGGCUACGCCCUACACCGCCGGCGCUGCGACCCCGAGGCGGUGCGCCGACUCGCGCGCCUUCGGGAGCGCUGGCGCUUCACGCCCGACGAGAAGCGGCCCGAGGCCCUGGAGGACGACACCUACACGCCCGGCUGGCUUCCUGGCGCUGGAGGGGUGCUCGGUGAGGGGGACCCCAGCUGCGGCAUUGCGACCUGGGCCCCGCCACCGAGGAGGGCCGACGAGCGCCCCCGCGGUACCGUGCGGGCUCGGGUUGCACAGGCCCCGCGGCGGGCGACCUUCGAGGACAUCCCCGACGAGCUCGUCGCCCCUGACGCCUGGUCGCUGGUCGUGGAAGGUGCCUGGAGGACGCGGGCGCCCAUCCACAUCCUGGAGGCCCGAAUCGCCCUCGCGGGGCUCCGACACGCCUCCAGGAGCCUCGAGUGCCACGGGCGCCGCGUCCUCAGCCUCGGGGACAACAUGGCCGAGGUGCUCUCGACCGAGAAGGGCCGCGCCGUCGACGUCGGCCUCGGCUCCGUGUGCAGGCGCAGUGCUGCCAUCCAGGUGGCCACCGGCAUCCGCUGGCGGCGCCGAUACCUCGACACAGAGAGGAACAUCAGCGAUGGUGGCUCGCGCAAGGCCCUGCAGGGGCUGUACCGCCCUGGACAGCGUCGCGUGGGGCCUGGCGCCGGCGCCGCGGGGGCUGUGGGACGGCCCGGUGCGGCCCCGCCCCCGCCGCCGCCCCUGGGGCAGGAUGCCGGCGCUGCGGGGCCGGCUCGGGCUGCCGCCGCCUUGGCGGCGCCCGCCGUCGCGGGGGCGGCCGCGUGGCGGCCACGCUGUCGCAGGCACGGGCUCCACCCGCCGCCGGCCGCCGCCCUGUCGAGGCUCGGCCGGCCGCUGGGGCCGGUGUGGGCCCAGGUCUUCUCGGGCUGCGGGCGCUGGACUGGUGCCCUGGCCCAGGCGGGCCUCGUCGUCGCGGCCCCCAUGGACAUCAAGCACGGGCCCUGGUGCGACCUCCUCAACCCGAAGGUCGAGUCUCAGGUGCGUUCCUGGAUCACCUCCCGGGCCGUCUGGUUCGUCCACUUCGGCACCCCGUGCACCCCGUGGUCCAUCUCUCGGCGAGGGGCUCGCGAGGUCUCCGCCAUCAGGGCGGCCCGUCGGUGCGCUCACGUCACGGUGCGUCUCUUGGAGGUCUGCAGCCGCUACGGGAUUCACUGGUCUCUGGAGAACCCCCAGUCCUCGGGCCUCUUCCGUUGGGCCCCACUCCGGAAGUUCUUGGACCAGCACUCGCGUUCCUGGGCUACCUAUCACUGCUGCCGGUUCGGCGCGCCCUACAAGAAGCCCACCACCAUCGUCUCAAGUCUGGGGGCCCUGCACGACAUCGGCCUGCUCUGCGAAGGGGGCCACAGGCACGAGCACUUGUCUGGGAAGGUACGUGUCCGUGCGCCCACGGGAGGGCUCAAGCAUCAGUGGAAGACCACGUUGGCCGGCGCGUACCCCCCGGGUGCCUGCCACCUCGCUGCCAGCAUCUUGGCAGCGGCAGCGCCGCGCGGCGCCAAGAGGCCAGAUGGCCCCCCGCUGGAGGAGGCUCCGGCCGAGGGCCGCGGGCCAGUGCGCCGGCGCCCCGCCGCUGCCGGUGCCGCGCGGCGGCCGCGCGCCCGGCGGGAGCCCGCUGACUACAACCCUGGCUUCCUCCGGCGCUCGAGGGUGACCGCCACGACCGCCGAGCGGUACCACGCCAGCCUGCACGAGUUCGCCGCGCAGAUGGGCCUGGACCCGGCGCGCUGGACCGCCCGCGACCUCCCUGCCGUGGACGCCGCCCUCGACCGCUUCCUCGAGGAGCUCUUCGUAGCCGAGCGGUCGCGGGGCGACGCUCGGUAUGCGCUGGCUGCUGUCGCCGACCACUUCAACGUCAGCCUCCGCCAGCCUGGGGUCCUCCCGCUCGCUCGCGCUGCCAUGGCUGGCUGGGGCAAGCUGGAGCCUGACUCGACUUCGGAUCCCCUCCCGUGGUCGGCCGCGGUGCUGAUGGCGUACCACCUGUCGCGGACUGGCGUCGAGUCGGACCUCGAGGCCGCCCGCGGCCUCGUUGUGCAGUUCGACACCUACCUGCGGCCCUCGGAGCUGGUGCUCAUGCCCCUGGUCGCGUGCUUCACGCCGGGCAUGCACGCUGGGGUUCACUACAACAAGUACGGGAUGGUCGUCGCGCCGUCCAGCCAGGUGGCCGGCCAUCUCAUCGGCAUCCGUACCAGCAAGACCGGCGUGCAGGAUGACACCGUCCUCCUUGAUGAGGCCAGCCGACCUGGCGUGAUCGGUGCCUUCGCCGCGCUCAUCCGCCAGGCUCGCCGUUCUCGCUCGCAGACGCUGCUCCCUAGCCACACGUAUGCCUCGUACAAUAAAGUGCUGCAGAGGGCCGCUCAGGCCGUAGGCAUCCCUUUCAAAGUCACGCCUCACCUCGCCAGGCACGGCGGGCCCAGCGAGGACUUCCUCCGCCGUGCCAGGACGCUGCCCGAGAUCCAGGCGCGCGGGCGCUGGGCCUCUUUCCGCAGCGUGCAGAGAUAUGAGAAGGCUGGCCGCCUCCUCGCGGCCAUCCGCAAGCUUCCGCCUGCUGUCCGGGCCGCCGCCUGCAAAGCCGAGGCUCGUGGACUCUCUUUUCUGGCAUGA
This is a messenger RNA of Prorocentrum cordatum, 4245 nucleotides long. The record is from the annotation of a GenBank genome assembly. NCBI's taxonomy places the organism in Eukaryota, Dinophyceae, Prorocentrales, Prorocentraceae.